UAAAUACUGAUAGUUUCUGUUCCCAUCAUCAGUCUCUCUGGAAACCAACAACCAGUUCCUGCAAAAACAUGUUUUUCUUCAGCACCACACUCUUCUGUCUGACCAUCCUUUUAAUUUUUCUAGUGCUGGCAGUAACCUGUCUGCUUGUAAGAGCAGGUUUCAUUGAAGAGAAAGUUACCACCUGUAGCCCAGACACUGUACUUCGCCUGAGCUGUGAUUCAGAUAGCGUUAUCAGAGUUGCGACAUCAUUUUAUGGACGUAUGGACAAUGUGACCUGUGUUGAGGGAAAACGUCCAGAUGAGAUUUCUGACACAGGCUGCUCUCUGGUGAGCGCUACUGAUGUUGUGAAGAAAAGAUGUGAUGGAAAAAAGGUGUGUGAACUGAGCGCAGAGGUCUUCAAAGAAUCUGAUCCCUGCAUUGGCACUGCAAAAUACCUACAUACCACUUUCACCUGCCUCCCAGCAUUUCACCGUGUGACAUGUGAACACUCUUUUGCACACCUGCACUGUGAUGAAGGGCAGGUUAUCUUUGUCUAUGGGGCUGAUUAUGGACGCCGAGACAAAGCCACAUGUGUGUAUGAUCGACCUGCCUCUCAGAUCCAAAACACUGCUUGCUCAAGCCCCACAAACAAAGUAGCAGACAGCUGCAAUGGGAAAAACAGCUGUAUCAUUAAAGCAAGCAACUCUGUGUUUGGAGAUCCCUGCUACGGCACUUAUAAGUACCUAGAGAUGGCUUAUACGUGUCAGUAUCCUGAGGUCAGCCAAGAUGAAUCUGUAAGAAACACACAGAAGUGCCCCUUUCUCUAUCACCAUCAGUCUUGCCUUCACAGGAGUGGAUCUUCUGAGACCAUGCUACACUUCAGACUCAGCAGUGGACUGUUGCUUACAGCAACAUGUUUGCUCAUGGCAUCAGUUGCUUCCACAGAGAGAGUCAUAAGCUGUGAUAACAACGACAGUAUCCAUCGUUUGAGCUGUGAUAAUGGAGUGAUUGAUGUGCAGUCAGCUCUGUAUGGACGUACAAACCGUGAGACCUGCAGUCAGGGCAGGCCUCCGCAGCAACUUAGCAAUACUAGCUGCUCUCAAAAAGGCACAGUGAAUGCCCUCAAGAAAAGGUGCAAUGGGAUGAAGGUGUGUGAGAUCAAUACAAGUCUUUUUCAUACCUCUGAUCCCUGCGUUGGUACCUUCAAGUAUGUGGACACCAACUACACCUGCUUACCAGCAAAUCACAUCAUUUCGUGUGAGCACUCUUCUAUAGAUUUGUACUGUGAUAAAGGCCAGACUAUAUUUGUCUACGGUGCCAACUAUGGACGCACUGACCAGACCACCUGCAUUAACAACCGUCCUGCCUCUCAGAUUCAAAAUAUUUACUGCAGUAACCCCACAACAAAAGUUGCUGACAUGUGCAAUGGAAAAAACCGCUGUACCAUCACAGCUAGCAACUCAGUGUUUGGAGAUCCCUGUGUUGGCACAUUCAAGUACCUGGAGGUGGCUCACGUUUGUGCAUAUCACUGACUUGCUCCAGGAGAGUUUCAGGAAGCACU
This is a messenger RNA of Melanotaenia boesemani (Boeseman's rainbowfish), 1540 nucleotides long. RefSeq lists its product as uncharacterized. Bases 69 to 1511 code for a protein of 480 amino acids. Gene Ontology annotation, molecular function: carbohydrate binding. Lineage: Eukaryota; Metazoa; Chordata; Actinopteri; Atheriniformes; Melanotaeniidae. The transcript is spliced from 19 exons. The record is from RefSeq and is a predicted model, not a curated record.